UUCGCCAUUUUCCUCUUCUACACCGGUGUUCCCGCUGGCAGAGACGUUUUUGCCGUCCUCACGGUUCUUUUUUAGUAACCUGCCGAGAGGAGACGGUGGGACAGGGGACCCCCCCUCGCUAAGAGAAGAUAGUCUGCCCCCGUAGCGUUAUCGCCCCGAGAGAAGCGCGAGAAUGUCUUCUGAGGAGAGCCCCGAGUACUCGCCUUUCUUCGCUGUGAUGGGAGCCUCUGCGGCCAUGGUCUUCAGCGCAUUAGGAGCGGCGUAUGGGACGGCAAAGAGCGGCACAGGCAUCGCUGCCAUGUCUGUGAUGCGGCCGGAGCUCAUCAUGAAGUCCAUCAUCCCCGUGGUCAUGGCUGGUAUCAUUGCCAUCUAUGGGCUGGUGGUAGCUGUGCUUAUAGCAAACAACAUCUCUGAGAGAGUCAGCCUUUACAAGAGUUUCCUGCAUCUUGGCGCCGGCCUGAGCGUGGGCCUGAGCGGCCUGGCAGCUGGGUUUGCCAUCGGCAUCGUGGGCGACGCGGGCGUGAGAGGCACCGCUCAGCAGCCCCGGCUCUUCGUGGGCAUGAUCCUGAUCUUGAUUUUCGCCGAGGUGCUGGGGCUCUACGGCCUCAUCGUGGCCCUCAUCCUAUCUACAAAAUAAGUGUUUCCAUUCAGCUCCCAUCUCAUUCAUUCCACACCGAAGCAGCAAGAACAAAUAGGAGAUUUUCACCUUCUUCCAUAACACCCUCUGGGUCUGACAGGAUGGGAUGGCGUGGAGAUAUGAUGGCGGUCAACGUUGACAGCUUUGGCCUCGGUAGAUCUAUUCCAUAUUGCUUUGAGCCGUCCAGUUUUGUCAGGUCUCGUGCGCACAGAACUGGCAUGAACAUGUACUGUUUGUUGUGAGAUGAUGUGUGGACAGUCUGCCUGAUAUAUCGUCUAUUCUUAAACUGUACAGUGAUCCAGAGUCCUCCUCCCCCCAGUAUACGUAGUUACCAGUUUGUGCUGUGAGUGUGAAUAUCAGCGUGUACCCCUCUCCACACCUCCCUCCUCUGAUUUCUCUGUUUUUCGUUGGUGGUUUUUAAUUGUCAUCCUCAGUUUCUGAGACUGCUGAAACGUUGUGAACACUAGUAUUUAUUUAUUUUCAUGUUCUGUUCGGGGGACCAUUCUUGAAUCUCAGAUAUUUUUUUUCACUAUUUAUGAAAAGAGAUGAAAAUUCUAAAAGUGUCUAAAUGGAAAAUUGUUUAUUAAAUACCCUAUAUACAUAAUAAUAUAUAAAUGAUCUGUGUAUAGUUAGAUUAAUUGCACUGUUGGUAAUUGUUCUAAGUGCUCGAGAUUCCUCUGGAUAUAGUGUGAUAAUUAUUGGAGGAUGUUCACAUUAAGAUGACAGUAUGUGAGCGUGAGUGGUUUGAGUGUGUAACGUCUGCAAGUGGAUUCAUGUUUAAUAGGACAUUCCCAAACACUAGUAUUGUUUAUCUGUAGUGCUGCUGUCUUGGUUCUUUUUUUUGGUUUUGUUUAUUUUCUGUUGUUUGUUUAAAGUGAGAGCUCACUGUUCAGCCAUGCCUGUCAGAUUUCCAAAUAAAACUCAACUUCCUCCAGAG
Molecule: messenger RNA, 1574 nt
Organism: Oryzias melastigma (Indian medaka)
Lineage: Eukaryota; Metazoa; Chordata; Actinopteri; Beloniformes; Adrianichthyidae
Gene: atp6v0ca
Product: ATPase H+ transporting V0 subunit ca
Exons: 3
Coding region: 173-637 (154 amino acids)
Biological process (GO): proton transmembrane transport
Cellular component (GO): proton-transporting V-type ATPase, V0 domain
Molecular function (GO): proton-transporting ATPase activity, rotational mechanism
Source: RefSeq, a predicted model, not a curated record